AUGGUAGAUUCUGUAGACGAAGCUGCCGAAGACGUGGAAGAUGACUCGGAUGACGAUGUCGAUGAUGAUAUUUCCGAAGACGAGAAAGACGAGCUUGCGGAAGAGCUCGCAGACAAGGUCUCGGAAAUACUCGACAAGUUGGUAGUGGUAGGUUCAGUGUUGCUCGGCGAAGAAGUGGCAGAUUCCGUGGCGCUCGGCGAGGACGUUGCAGCGGCAGGCGACGAGGAUCCGUUUGCUGGGGAAGAAGUCUCUCCGGUGGGCGAAGAAGUGGCCUCGUUAGUUGGCGAGGAAGAUGCGGUUGCGGUCGGAGAUGAAGUUUCUUCGCUGGUGUUCGAAGAAGAUGCGGCGCCGAGUGGUGAAGAGGUUGCGCCACCGGUUGGUGACGAGGAAGCUUCGCUGGUAGUUGACGAGGUCGGCUCACUGGUUGGUGAAGAAGUUGCACCGGUUGGAGAAGAGCUUGCAGAUUCAGUCGAACUUUCUCCUACGGGGACAGGUGUGUUUCCGGGAGUCAUGGUGUUACCUGCUGGCGAAGAAAAAGUCGGCGUGCCAGCCGGUGCCGAAGGGGAAGAGGUCGGCAUGCUGACUACAGCCGAGGAAGAGGACGACGACGACGGCGUGCUCAGUGAUGUCGAGGUAGAAGAGGUCGGCGUCUGCGGUGUUGCAAUGGAUGAAGACGAUGUGCUGCUCGUAGAUUGCAACGAAGAUGCGGUGGUUGAUGACGAAGUUACCGGAGGCGUCGAUUGCGAAUUAAAUGGAUACGGGGUUGUCAAUGGCUCAGAGGAGGUUGACGAAGACGUGGGCGUUGACGAAAUGGGCAGCCCAGCAGAGCUAGCUGCUACAACCGAGCUCAUUGUUCUCACGCCAACAGUGCUUCCGUUCUGA
Messenger RNA from Lasiodiplodia theobromae, 882 nucleotides. RefSeq lists its product as uncharacterized. The transcript is spliced from 3 exons. The record is from RefSeq and is a predicted model, not a curated record. NCBI's taxonomy places the organism in Eukaryota, Fungi, Ascomycota, Dothideomycetes, Botryosphaeriales, Botryosphaeriaceae. The coding region runs from base 1 to 882 and encodes 293 amino acids.